Chlorella variabilis is the source of this 1311-nucleotide messenger RNA. RefSeq lists its product as hypothetical. Gene Ontology annotation, biological process: regulation of barbed-end actin filament capping. The transcript is spliced from 9 exons. The coding region runs from base 1 to 1311 and encodes 436 amino acids. The record is from RefSeq and is a predicted model, not a curated record. Gene Ontology annotation, cellular component: nucleus; cytoplasm. Gene Ontology annotation, molecular function: protein binding. NCBI's taxonomy places the organism in Eukaryota, Viridiplantae, Chlorophyta, Trebouxiophyceae, Chlorellales, Chlorellaceae.
AUGCCUUUAGUCGCCCGGCACCUGGCUGUGCCCUGCAGCGCACCCAACCGCACCUGCGCGGGCGCCUCCACAUCCUACGCCCCCUCACAAGCGGCGCGCCAGCCCGCCGCGCGACUGCAGCAGCGGCGGCGGCACAGCGAAGGGGCCCGCCGUGCCGCCGCGCCACGCAGCCGCCGCGCAGUGCUGGUUCAAGCCAGCGGCGGCGAGAUUGCAGAGGUGGAUGAUCUGAAGGGAAUCCGGGUGCUGAAGAACGAGGACGACACCCCGCGGGUGGAGUACCUGGUCAAGUGGAAAGACGGCUCCCCCGACACUUGGGAGGUAGCCACCAACCUGGCCGACAACCUGCUGCGCGACUACCAGCAGCGCUGGUGGGGCGCGGUGAAGAAGGGCGACGAGGACACCAUGUUUCAGAUGAUGGAGGUUGGGGGCGAUGUGCUGGCACGCACAGUCAACGAGGACCGGCGCACCGCGCUGCACUUUGCGGCGGCCAUGGGCAAGGCGCCGCUGGUGGAGCGGCUGCUGAGGGCGGGGGCCGAGGUGGACCUCGCCGACAAGGAGGGCUACACCCCGCUCCACAUGGCGGCGGGCUACAUGCACACCACCACCAUCGGCGCGCUGCUGGCCGGCGGCGCCGACCCGGAGCAGGAGGAUCGCCAGGGCCGCAGCCCUCUGGAGCUGGUGGAGGGCCUGCGUGCGGCACUGCCCGCGGGCAACCCCAUGCUGGUGCAGCGGCGCAUGCAGCUGGAGAACGUAAUCCAGAUGCUCUGCGCCAACAUGUUUGAGGAUGUGGAGCCAGCAGCUGUGCUGGACCGGCGGGAGCGGGUGCCCGAGGCGCCCGCGGCGGACGAGGGGGAGAAGAAGGAGGGGGAGGAGGCGGCGGCGACGGCGGCGGCGGGACCGCCCGUCACCGAGUGGCUCAUCAAGUUCCCGGAUGAGGAGGAGCCUGUGUGGGUGGAUGCCAAGUAUGUGAGCCAGGAGGUGGCCGACGACUUCGAGGCGGGGCUGGAGUAUGCGCAGGCGGAGGCGGUGGUGGACAUGCGGCAGCGCGGCACCAUGCGCAAGUACCUCGUGCGGUGGCAGGACGACUACCCGGACACAUGGGAGCCUGAGGAGCAUGUGAGCCCAGAUCUGAUUGCCCUCUACCAGCGCCAGCAGGGCCUCUUUGACGCCUCCUCCGACUUUUCGGACAGCGACGCAGAGGGCGGCGGCGCCGGCGGCGGCGCGCUGGGUGCGCGCGGCGGCGACCAGGGCACCGCCGGCGGGUCGGCGGCGGCGGCGGCGGGCAUGCAGCUGCAGGGGUCGGCGGCGUGA